AGGGGAGCGUUCGGCUCAAGCCGCGGUUGCACGGCCCCGCCCUCCGCGACCGCGGGCUGGCGCGUGCCCGCACGCGCAGCUGCCCGCGGAGCGCCGCCGUCAGACUUCCGACGCCGUGACCGUUCUGCUCCUUCGCGGGGGAGCGCCGCUUCCGCGCUCGCGCGCCCGCCCUGCCCCGCCGGGGGGCCCUCCUCGCGCCCAGCAUGAAGAGGCGGUUCGAGGGCGGCAAGGGCGACGGCGACGGCCCGCCGCACCAGCGGAGGAAGGGGGGGAAGGGGGUGCGGCCCGUGGACAUGCCCUGCGUCCUGAAGUUCCUCUGCCCCGAGGCCCUCGCCUCCGCCGUCAUCGGCAAGGGCGGCGCUGCCAUCAAGGAGAUCCGCGAGCUGACGCAGGCGAAGCUGGGGCUGACGGACAAGCACGAGCUCUACCCCGACACGGAGGACCGCGUGCUCACCUGUCAGGGCAGCACCCCCGACGCGCUCGCCGAGGUGGCCGUGCAGAUCGUGUCGAAGGUCACCGAGUGCGUGCAGCAGGCCCCGUCCGAAGCGGUGGGGGACGUCGGCCAGCUGAAGCUCCGGACGCUGAUGCCGAAGGCGGCGGUGGGGGGCAUCAUCGGCAAGGGAGGGGCUGCCAUAAAGCAGCUGCGUGAGACCAGCGGGGCCAAGGUCUCGAUCGCGGAGCCCAUCGGCUCGGGCCCAGGCGCGGAGCAGGUCGUCACGCUGGUGGGCAGCGAGCAGGCCCUGGAGUACUGCAUGGCCGAGAUCAACCAGCAGGUCCAAGCUGUCAACGAAGAGCCUUGGUGGCAGGAGUGGGCCGAGGACCACGGCUGCCACGGCGGCGGCGGUGGCGGCGGCUGCAUUCCGAAGGGCGGCAAGGGCGACAAGGACGGUUGGAUCAAGGGCAAGGGCGGCAAGGGCGGCAAGGGCGGCAAGGGCAAGGACAAGGACGUGGGCUUCGCACCCGCAGAGGACUGGGGCAACUCGUACAGAGAUGAUCGUCCUCCCCGAGGUGGCCACAGAGGAGAGCACCCGGCUGUUCAGCUGUUGGUUGACACGGCGAGAAAUUUGCCUCCAUACGUGUUGGAAGACGAGCGCGGCUUCGCGCUGAGCUGCAUAGUCCCAAAUCGGAUGGUCGGCGGCUUGAUCGGUAGGGCUGGCUCAGGGACGAAGGACAUUCAGAACACCACUGGCACGAAAAUCGGGAUUCGUGAGAUUCCCGGUGACCCAGAGAACCGCUCCCUGAACAUUGCUGGGCCGCUUGGAAGCGCGUGCGCAGCGUACAUGCUCAUGAUGAAGCGGUACCUCGACACAGAAGCCUCGUCCAUGCGUUAGCGAAGCAUGCCUAUAUCUACUGAGCUAUCCGCCAAGCGGGAACUGACUCUGGGCGGUUGCAGCGCACCUUCCGGCAAUGAGUUCUUGGCCAGCAUGAUUCCUCGGGAAGUUGAAGGCAUGAUCAGGCACGGUGGCUGAAGUGGAACUUCUGGCCAAUCUAUAUUAGUCGCACUCCCAUGUUUUGCGUGCUGCUGCGUUUUGUCCAGCUCGUCGCUCUCCCGUCCGAUUUCCUCUUGCAGCUCCUCAACUUGCGGCCUCGGAUGCUUCUAUGGGUUCCCAGCGACAUGUCCGCUCGAGACAAAAAAAAAACGACAUUCUUCGCAGCCGAGAAGCAGUGAAGCAGCCCGACCCUGCCGCUGCGCUGUGGCGGUGGGCUCCGCUCCCUCCCAG
Messenger RNA from Prorocentrum cordatum, 1721 nucleotides. The record is from the annotation of a GenBank genome assembly. NCBI's taxonomy places the organism in Eukaryota, Dinophyceae, Prorocentrales, Prorocentraceae.